This is a messenger RNA of Pomacea canaliculata, 2372 nucleotides long. RefSeq names its product arrestin domain-containing protein 3-like. Gene Ontology annotation, cellular component: cytoplasm. The record is from RefSeq and is a predicted model, not a curated record. NCBI's taxonomy places the organism in Eukaryota, Metazoa, Mollusca, Gastropoda, Architaenioglossa, Ampullariidae. The transcript is spliced from 8 exons. Bases 547 to 1743 code for a protein of 398 amino acids. Gene Ontology annotation, biological process: protein transport.
AGGUUCAUAUUAUUUUCGUGCAGAGUGUUUGGGUGAAGGAGACAAGCGGUGUGAUAACAAACCGUGUACAGAGCUUAUACAGUUUUUAUACAGUUUUUAUCUUGUCCGAUGCAUGCGGGCUGCAUACUUAUCGAAUGCAGCUGUCGAGAGCAGUAGAUUCGACAUUGAGUGACGAAAUUUUUAGAUAUAUUUGGUAUCACAAUUAACCACGACCAAGAGGCAGGCCUUAGAAAACCUUUCAAUUAUUCAUCUGGAGGCAGCAGCACUCGCGCAGGCUUCUGGAAUUAUAAGUGUUGGCAUUAUUUCCAUUUUCAUCAGUGUGUUUGGAUUGAUCUCGAGGUAUCCAGAUUUACCCCUGGUUUGUGGCUAAAAUAUAAUGAGAUGGUGAUGAGAUCGCUGUGAACUGUAAUAGUACUAUCAGGUACCAGAGUCCACAAGUCGCGAACUCUAACCUUGUCUCUGGACUUGAUCAGCUCUUAGCUUUAGAGGUUCAACAUCUGACUGCUGUGAGAAAUUAAUUAAGGUUUCUCUGCCAUUUUCUACAAGAUGGGCAAGCUGAACAUCUUUGAGAUAACACUUAGUAAUUUCCAGGGUGUGUACUAUGCUGGUCAGAAUAUGAAGGGUCACCUUACAGUGGAACUAACGAAGGAGAUGUCAAUAAUAGGGAUCAGACUGAAAUUUAAAGGAAAAGCAUCGGUUCGAUUUAGCGAAUCAAACAUAAUUCUCCUCGAGUCAACAACUUACCAUUCCAGUGAAAAGUACUUUGAAGAAGAAAUGCUACUAUUUGGAAUCCUUCCAGGACAGGGAAGGGACACAGUUAAACUUCCAGCUGGCCGGACCACUUUUCCAUUCUGCUUUGGUCUUCCUCCAAACCUCCCAUCGUCCUUUGAAGGGACAGAUGGUUCAGUAAAGUACACUGUGACAGCUAUUAUUGAUAGGUCAGGGAUGCAUACUUCCACAAAAAUUCGCCCAUUCACCAUCAUUGGCAUUAUGGACCUGAAUGCAGAUGCCAAUGCAGUGAUGCCUAUUGAGGGUGCAAAUGAGAAGACUUUGUUCGCCAGUGGACCCAUUUCUGCAUCAUUUCAUCUUGAACGCCGUGGUUAUGUUCCAGGAGAGCCUAUUAAAUUGAUGGCAAAUAUCAAGAACAACAGUAAGACGAAUAUGAAGAGCUCUUACGUAGAGCUGAAAAUGAUAACAACAUACCACACACCAGGAAAGAGCCAAACAUCUAAGAAGGCGGUCAGUAGAGUAACGGGGGGUCCUAUUGAAACGGGUCAGUCCUUUACAUGGGACGGAUCACAGAUGUUUGUGGUUCCCCCGCUUCCACCCUCAAACCUUCCGGGCUGCCAGAUUAUUGACAUCAAAUACACCCUAACGCUUAAAGUCCAGCCCUCUGCUCUGAAAGUCCCACUGGAUAUCAUCAUUGGUACCAUCCCCCUUCACGAGGUGGUUGAGUUAUGUCCUCCUCGAGCUCCACAACCAUUGCAGCCACAAAUUAGAUACCGUCUGCCUGCCUCCGGGAUGUAUGGAGGGGUUGUCAUGCCGCUUGUAUAUUCUCAGCCUGCAAUGCCCAGCAAUGCUCCAGACCUGCCACCACACUCCUACAGGAAAUGUGCUAUUAAAAAGUGGGGAGAGAAAGAUACAGAGGAUAAUGAUGACCCUCGGGGGUAUCUAGAAUAUGCUCCUUUGUACAUAUAUUAUGACUGGGGCCAUCAGCCUACCACAAUGAGUGAAGCACCUUAAUGCUUAUAAUCUCCUUCCUGGUACAAAGUUUUGUCUUUUGAAAACUUGUUUUUUUAUUGCAGAAUGUAGAGCAAAAAUAAUUUUGUUGUUUGAUAAUUUAGACCAGAUAUUCCUUAAAAGAAAGUCAAUAUACAGAUUAUUUUGUUUAGUUUCCCUUCUUUUUAUCUUUAAAGAUUUAUAGUCAAUUGUUAGUAUUGUACCUUUUGUAGCACACUGUGGCUUAUAUCUCCAAACAAAUUAAGACAAUAACAUGAACAUAAGCAGCUUUUAAAUUGUGUGCUUUUUUAUGAUAAAAUCAUGAAGAAAAAAGUGUUAUGAAUCUAUCAUUAAAUGACACUGAGAAAAAUACUUAGUUUGAUUUGUGCAUCUUUUUACUCAUGUAUGUACCUAUAUAGAUCUACAAAGAUAAAUACUGUAUAUAUAAGCAUAUCUUUAUAUCUCUGAAGCCUAUGAUGCCUUCCCCACCCACCCAGCAAAAAUUUGAACUGGGGAAUGUGUUGACAAGUAAAUGGAGAGGGGGGUGUGUGUGCAUGUGUGUAUGAAUGUGAGUGUGGUUGCCGGUUGGCAUGGGUAUUUGUGUACACUAUGCUAGUUACUCAAAGAUGAACAAUAAAACUAGCUAUAAUUAA